CAGGGCUCCUUCCUGAUGGGCAAAACAGCUGGCUGCCCGGGGAAAACAGCUGGCCUCGCCCCAGCUUCCUGAGGACGGAGGCAGAGCCUCAGAGGAGGAUAGCUCCCCAUCUGGGGUCCUGGGAGAGGAGGGCAUGGCCAAGAGGGAGAGGGUGGUUCUCCGGAGUGGGUGUGGGCGUUGGGUGGGACCCCUGGAGAGGAGAGGGUGUGGGCAGACUCCUGGAGCAGAGGCCAAGGUAUGCUAGGUCUAUGUAGAAUGGGCAGAGUGACUCCAGCUGGGCAAGGGGGUCUCGGGCUCCCCUCAAAGAGGAAAGAUGAGGGCCAGGGGAGCCAAUGGGGGUCGAGCCUGCACUCAGCUCAGCCCUGGGUCUUCUUGGAAUGGGGCUUGGAACCGGAGCCAGGAAGGAGCACAGGUGGGUCUCCUGGACUCCUAUCUACCGAGCUGCACCCAGGACCAGAAGCAGGGCAGGAGCCCCUCCUCUGGCCAGGAUGCUGGGCUCCCUUGGCCGCAAAGCAGGACAGGGGCCCAGAGAGCCCCCAACCCAGGAGACGUGAAGCUGGCAGCUGGGCCGGAGCAGCGCCGGCGCUGGCGGCGGAGGCGAGGACGACGCCGCGUGCAAGACGCCGCGCUCAGGACGCAGCUGGAUGGCGCGCCCGGGUCCCGGGGACCCCAGCCCCCCGCCCCGCCCCCCAAGCCGGAGUCGCCGCGCAGGUCUGAGAAGUUCCGCGUGGGCCCGCCAGAGGGCGUCCGGGGGUGGGGCGGAGGAGGGGCGGGAACCGGGGAGCCCGGCUAG
Molecule: messenger RNA, 793 nt
Organism: Hyaena hyaena (striped hyena)
Lineage: Eukaryota; Metazoa; Chordata; Mammalia; Carnivora; Hyaenidae
Product: small nuclear ribonucleoprotein-associated protein B'-like
Exons: 2
Coding region: 314-793 (159 amino acids)
Source: RefSeq, a predicted model, not a curated record